Messenger RNA from Adineta ricciae, 6069 nucleotides. The record is from the annotation of a GenBank genome assembly. NCBI's taxonomy places the organism in Eukaryota, Metazoa, Rotifera, Eurotatoria, Adinetida, Adinetidae.
AUGAACACCUUUACGAAAAAUUUAAGGAAACUCGUUGACAGACGAGCUGGAGAACAGAAUUCGUUUGUCGAAGCACAGCAGCUUAUCGAAGGUGGAGCAGAUAUUACGGCAAACGCAAAAGAUGGACCAAUGAUUCAUGCUGUGAUCAAUGAAGAAAGACGACAGCGUCCAGUAUUCCCUUGGAAAGCUGAUAAUUGUUUGCGUUUAAUCGAAGUCUUACGGAAACAAGCUUCUCGUUUACUUGCUGCACAAGUUCUCUCAUCGAAUGGCAAUAAUAUCAAUGAAAUACGUCGAUUUAUUGAAUUACAAGCGAAUACUUAUCAAUCAGAGACAUUUGGAGUUCUCGGUUUAUUAGGCGAUCUUCUCAAGCAAGAACGAAUACCAAUUCAACUUGAAGUCAUACAAAUACUAAUCGUAAAUGAUUCACGUACAUAUGCUGGUUUAACUGCUGAAAAUGAUGCGAAAGAAACAUGUUUGACAAUUGCAAGAUCCAAUAGAAAAUGCAGCAAAGAAGUGAUUGAUUUUCUACAACUCGAGUUUAAUAGGAUUCUCAAUAAAAUUCCUUUUUCUCAAUCACCAAUUAAUAACAACGAAGUGGCUAACUGGAUUCGGCGAGGCGCAGAUCCCGAGACGAUAAAUGAGAAAGGUAACACGGUGCUUUUAAAUGCUGUGCUUACCAACAAUUUAGAGUUGGUUCGUGUGUUAGUUUCUUGUGGUUGUAACAUAUCUCAUAGAAAUUGUGAGAAACUUGCAGCAUUAGAUAUAGCAGAAAGAGCUACGCCAAGAAAUCAAUUACUCAUUGCUGCUCUACAAGCACAAGGUAUCAAUAUGGAAUUACGAAAACUCAUUGAAACGAAAAAAUCACAUCUUACUGUCACCGAAGUCAGCACAUUGUUAAGCGAUGGGGCUACUAUCAAUGUUUCAAUUACUAAUCAUGGUUCCUUAUUACAUUUAUUGAUUGCUAAUGAAGGUACACCAGAAAUGUUAACUGCUUUUAUAAAUGAAUUCGAUGCUGAUAUUACGAUGACAGACAGUAAAGGAUAUCGGGCUAUUGAAACAUGUAUCCUUAUCGAAGAAAAACCAUUUGUAUUACUGAGCACUUUUCUCAAAUUACCAAAAAUGGCGAUGUCAAUAUUUUUUAAUUCAAAAUUGAAUAGAACAUUACUACAAUUUGCAGUCGAACAUAACCGUACAGGUGCAGUUGAUUUGAUCCAACAGAUACUAAAUGAACGUUUAUGGAAUUAUGUAAAUGAGAAUGAUAUCAACACGAUACCGAAUGCAAAUGUUAUUAACGAGAUAAAACAACUUAUUAACUACGGUGCUCAAAUCAAUCAUAAACAUACCGAUAAGAACUAUCAAGAAUGGACCGUUUUACAUUUAUCUUGUCAAAAAGCCAAUAAAACUUUUGUUCAAUUUCUCAUUGAACAAAUGAAGGCCAGCUAUUCGAUACCAAAUGGAAAUGGUAACUGUCCCAUUGCUAUAGCUGCUGAACAUGGUAAUUUGUCGAUUCUUGAGUAUCUAUGGAAACUACCCGAAUCAAAAUUGAAUGUAUCAAACAAAGACAAUGAGACGCCACUUCAUUUAGCUACAAAGAAUUGUCACUUAUUAAUCGUUCGUUUUCUGAUUCUAUGGGGUGCUGAUCCACAAGCUCAAGAUAUGAAGAAGAGAACUGCACUCGAUGUUGCAAAAAUGAAUAUAUCAGAUAGUAAAUUAGACAAUUUGAAUGCUAAGAAACUAUUGAAUUUUCUCGAACAACUUAUUUGUCCAUCGGUAGAAGGUUCAACAAGUAGAUCAGAAUCGAUGUCAAAAAAACCGACCAUUGAUCAAGAUACAUGUGAAUUAGUAAAGGCUAUUCCUAUUAACCAAAUUCGAAUUGGUGAUACUGAUCCCGAAAAAAGAGGUUCUAAAAGUUUAGGUAUUCUUCUUGGUACACCAAACGAUAAUCUACAUGAUGCCGUUCGAACAGGCUUUGCGCCAGCCGCGAACCAAGCUAUUGGUCAAGGUGCCGAUAUUUGUUAUCGAAAAAACGGUCUUACGCCACAUCAGGCUGCGUUACAAACAAUUCAAGAAUGUUACGCCAAAUUACAAUCACCAAAUGUCGUACUCAGUGAUCGUCAAAAACUUCAAGAAAAAAUGCAAUGGUGUCAACAGAUUGCCAAUACUAUUUCGCAGAUUGCUCUUACCAAAAUGAUUAAUGCAAUUGAACAAUCUAAUGUUGGUCAUGUAGCGGCAUAUCAUAUGGCUGGAGCUUUACUUACCGGUGAAUUACUUUAUUGUACAUGUUCAUUGUCUGACAAUGUCGAAAUCGUUCAUUAUCUUUUUCAGCAAAGUAAAGAGAUUUAUCAAUCAAUUUAUAAAUAUAGUCGACCGGAAUCUCCGUAUAGAACAGCGAAGAAAAACGGAUUUUAUCGUGUAGCAGCAUAUCUUAAAUAUGUACUUUCGAUUGAAUGUACAAAAGCAGUCAAAGAAAAUAAUCUAUCCAAUGUCAAACAACUUGUUCUUAGUGGAGCCAGUGUAGAUACGAUAGAUUCAAAUAAUCUACAAGUCGCUUUACAACAUGGAAAUGUUGAAUUAAUUGAAUUUCUUUGUGUUCAAGGUGCGAAAAUGCCAAAGGAAUGGUUAGAAAAUCCAAAUAUUCUUCUGCCAGUUGACAUUACUAAAAAAAUGUCACUAGAUGUCGCUACUUGUAUAAAUCGAUGUUUGAUCAGUCGUCGACUUCGCUUUGCCGCAGCCGAUGGUAACUUAAAUGAUGUUAUUCGAUGUCAACGGUUAGGAGCAGAUAUAAAUUCAAUGAAUUGUUAUGGAUCAACUGCUUUGCUAUAUACAAUUCAAUAUGGAAAUUAUUUUCCUAUUGUUCAUGCAUUAGUUUCAUGUGGUGCUUCGAUAUUGCAUUCUAAUGAAAGUGAACCCAUGUCAUUGAUUGAUAUUGCUAAAAAUAAAAAGUUUGACACAAUUGCGAACUAUCUCACCAUAGAAUUAAAUACACAAUUUCUCGGAUCAAUUAUAAAUGAUGAUCGAAAAAGUGCUCAAAGAUUCGAAGAACUCGGUGUGGAUUUUAAUUAUAAAGAUGAACAAAAACGAACAGCUUUGCAUUAUGCUGUACAAUAUCAUGGUAUCGAUCUGGUUCGAUGGUUAUGUGAUCGUAGAAGUUUACCGACAUCAGCUGAUAUUAAUGGCGAUUAUCCAAUUAUCUUAGCAACACAAAAAGGUGAUUAUCCUGUUGUUGAGUUAUUUGUUUUAAAAUAUCCUGCUACCAAAAAACAAACGAAUCAAAAUGGUCUUACAGCCUUACAAAUAGCGAAAAAACUUAAUUAUAAACGAAUUGUCGAACUUAUUGAAACUGGUAAACCAGUAUUCGCACCUGACGAUGACAAACAAUCACAAGGUCCAAAAUAUACACCUGAAAGACUUCAAGAAGCGGCUCAAAAAGGUCAAGUAGCUAUCAUUCAAGAAUUUCGUGAAGAACGUUAUGAUUCAAGAGAUGAAAAACGUCGACUAUGUUAUCAAAUUCUACGAGUAGCUGAAAAUUAUAAACAAUUUCAGAUACGCGAUAUUCUCAAACCAUAUUAUGAUAAUGAUCUCAAAGCAGAUAUACCAUCGGACAUAUCUGUCGGUGAAACAAUCACAUUAAAUAAGCCAAAUAAAGGAAUUCUUCUAGGAUUUCUCACAGGAUUAGGUGGUGUUGUUACUGAUUGUCCCAUUUUACUUGAUCCUACUGAUCCAAAUACUUAUAAAAAACUAUUUUCAGGUCUUGGAUCCAAAUUAACGAAACGAUUGAAACAAUUGAAAAACGUCAAAAAUGAACAAGAUGCCAAAGAAGUUUAUCAACAAGAUUCAGUUAAUAUGGAUGAAAAAUUAAAUAAAAUUAAAAUUAAAAUUCAUGAAUUAAUAGAAGCAAGAAAAGAAACAACACUUCGUAUACAAGAACGUGAUGAACAACUUUCUAAACAAAAAGAUUUAUCUGCAUUAGAACGAAAAACAUUAUUUGAAGAAAAAGAAGAAUUUGAACAACAAUUAAUUGUUUAUGAAUGUUCAAUUUCUUUAUAUCAACGUGAAGAAGAAGCAAUUUCAAAUCGACAAAAAAAUCUUGAAUUCAUUCAAAACGAUACGAAUUUAUAUUUGUUCUAUCGUACAAUAGAAAAUCGUCUAGAAUCUUUAUUUCACAGUGUUCUUGCUGCACAAUCAGGUGAAAUACAAACAAAAAAUUCAACAACAACAACAGGAUCUACAAAGACAAUUCCAUCAUCGGCUCUUCUCGCAUUUUGUGAUGUUAUCGUAAACGCCGUCAAAGAAUCCUUCGCUGAUAUUUUAUCAAAAUUAAAUGAAAAACAACAGAAACAAGAAUGGUUUAAUAUGUCCACUAUUGGAAGUAUUGGAGAGAUUAAUCGAAUCGCAUCGGAUACAGCUGGAUUUUUAACAUUGUAUUACAAAGAACAAAUACAAUCUAUUGAUGCAAAUUGUAAAAUGAAAGGAAUUAAUCCUUAUAAUGAUCAAUUCAAUUGGAUAAGAGAUGUUUUCACAAAUAUUCCUGAUGAAACAACUGAAGAAAUUCCUGUUAUUAUCGUUGCUGAUUAUGUAACAGCUUGGAUUAUUCAUGUAUUGAAAGUUAAUAGAAAAGAAAUUCAAGUUGACGAACCAUUAUCACAACAAUUAUGGUAUUUAGUUGCUAAAAAGAAUCUUGUUGAAGAACAAAUGUCGAAUAAACCAUCUGAUGUUGUCAGUGUCAUAGCUGGACAACAAAAAAUUGCUUUGAAAAAGAAAACGAAGAAUGAAGAAAGUCCAAUAUAUGUACAAUUGAAUUAUCUUAUUGGUUGUGUAUCAAUUGUCGGUCCCAAUGGAGAAAUUUAUCAAUAUUCGAUCUCGUUAGAACAAUCAAACAGAGAAGAUUUUGAUGAUUUAGACAUUUUUGGUUAUGUCUACGUUUCACCAUUCACUUCCGAUGAAAAUAUCUUUCAAUCUAUUGUCGGUGAAAGAAAAAUGCAAUUAGCGAUAAGAAAUGAUCAAAAUGAUAUUAUUACAAAACUCGAUGAAAUGAAACAACUUGCCAAAAUAUUCCAAUUUGAAAGAAUUGAAAGAACAAAUCAAUCUUACAUCACCAAAGAUACAAUGAAACAGAUUGCACAAGUAUUACACGAACAGAAGACAUUUACCAAUAUGUCAGAAGUCAAAACUGAACUCGAGAAAACUCGAAAAAUAAUUGAUAUCACUGUUGAUACUUUAAAAGAAAAUAUUGCAAAGAAAGUUGAAUUUUAUCAAACAUCUAUUGAUGCUGCACAUGAACAAAUUCAACAAGAAUCUACGCAAAAUAGACAAACUAUGAAAAAAGAUAAUGAAGAACGAUAUAAUCAAGCGAUAAACAAAUUAUCUCAAGAAUUAAAAGAAAUGAAAAUAAAUUUGGAAGAGACAAUCAACCAACGUAUGAAUACGAUUGAAAGUGAAAUGCGAACGAGAACAGAAGAAAUAUUAAAUAUUUCAAAAGCAGGUAGAGAUCGUUCCGAUCAAGCACUUAUUCAAGCAACACAAGCUGCUCAAGCAAGUGAAAAAUCUGCCAAAUCAAGUGAAGAAAAUACGAAAUAUUCUCAACAAUUGGUACAAACAACAGAACAACGUCGUCAAGAAAUACAAUUAACUGUUAAUCAAUGCGAACAAAAAGUCGAAACAACAAUCAAAGAACUGAAAAAUACGUUUGAACAAAAUGUCAUAGGAAUUCGUACGCGAUUUGAAAAAGAUCUCGAUCACACUAAACAAGUAAAUAAUGAAUUAGCUGCAAAGGCUAAAGAAUCAUCAAGAGCUGCUCAAGAUGCAAUGUCAAGUGCUCGAGAUUUGACAAAACUUACGAAAGAGGAACUUCAGAUUCAAAAAGCGGAAUCAAAGAAGAUCAUUUCAGAUAUGCACGAGACAUGUCGACAUAGUGAACGAUCAGCAGAUCAUUCUAAAGAAGCUGAAAAACAAGCGAAACGAGCAGUUGAAGCAAACACAACAGAAAUCAACAAAUUAACUGAAAUGUUUAGAAAAAUGCAAGAAACAGUACAGAGAUUAGAAAAGUUGGAGAAAAAACUCCAAGGUUAA